CUUGCGUGUGGUUUUCCCUCAAACUUUCAGAAUAUCAUUAACAAUUAAUUUCCUAAUGCCUUAUAAUAAUAUUUAGAGACGGAAUUUAAAUUAUUGUAUUUUGAUGUUUUUGUCAUUUGUCUCUCCGAUAUGGAAGGGAAAGCAUUGAUUCUUACAUUGGUGUUUGCUGUUGCUAAUAGUCGUGUGUAUUAUGGAAAAGACCGUCCUGACAGUAUUUUUGGCACGCUGCCACAUAUGUUGCACGACAUGAUCAAAGGGCACCGCAAUGUACUUGGAAAUAAUUACAAUCAGCAACCAGAUACAAAUAAUUUCAAUUCCGAUCCCUAUGGGAGCCGAUUGAAUUCAGGAUAUCAAAAUUACAUGGGAAACCAAGAAUCAGGACAUAGUGGUUAUAAUAUACCAAACCAUCAAGGACUUCCACAUUCGGAACUUAAUGAACCUUCAGAAGGGCUAAGAGCAGGUAAUCCAUCAAAUUCUUACACCGAUGAAAUUUCUACCACUCCUUUAACUAUCACGGAACCACAACAAGAAAUGCUUCAUUUAAGCACUAAUCCACCACUUGUUUUGAAUUCUUCUACGCCUAUGGAUUACAACAGCGACACGGUACAUUCUUCAAAUAUUAAAAGGGACAUUAACGGUUUGACCAAUAAUAACAAUAGACUAGAAACAGACGAUAGCACACCACGGCCAAACAAUAAAAAUAACAACACAAUGCACAUUGAAAAUGAUACAAGUCUAAAUAUAGAACCACCGCUUAAUAAAGAAAAGGAAUAUGUAAGGGUAAAUAAACCGCGAAAUCCUAAUGCAAUCGUUUUUCCAGAUAACAUGGAAGAGAUAAAAAGAGAGGUACCAGGGAAACAUAAUAGCAAUGCAUCCGAAAUACCAAACAGAUUCAAUGAUACGCCUCAAAUCUUAUAUGCAGUUAAUAUAGCUCCUUCUGAUACCAAUCAGUGGAAUCGUAAUCCUUCAGCUCCUUUGACUAAUGCCAUCACUCAAACUCCUUCCCUGACAAAUACCCAAACAUUUAUCCAAACUCCUAACCAAGCUCCAUACGCAACACUUAUAACUCCAAACCAAACUCCAUUAAUUAAUAAAGUGGCUGAACCGAAUCCAUUCGGGAACAGCAUAGUCUUACCGAAUGCAAAUGGUGGUUCCUCUGUAUAUACAAUCGUAAACCUUCCCAACACCAUCGCUAAUGCUGAUAUUCCAAGCCAAAUGUUCCAAUCCACUGAUGUAAUUUCAAACCCUUCUAAUUAUCAAGUACAAAACUCGAUUCCAACAGCCAAUAGUGGAAUAAUAAACGGAAUGCCAACCUAUUAUGUUGUAUCUGUACCCAAUCAAUCCCCACAAACUAUACAAACAAGUGUACCGUACACAAACGCGCCGGUCAGGUAUAGCGUCGGUUAUAUUUCUAGUAAUGGUCAAACCGUGUUAGUGCCAAGUUCUCCAACUGUUUAUCAAAUAAUUCCUCAGACUUUUGUGCCCAUCAGUCAAAGUAAUGUGCAAAGUGCUUACGUGCCAGUAUCCAGUGGCCAACCAAAUGUGAUCGCACAGCCGUUGACAAAUCAAGGAAAUACCGCUGUUACUUAUGUACCCGUGUCUAAUUCGGUUACUACUGGGCAACAGACUUAUAUGACAGUUCCAAAUUCUCAAGGAAACGUACCUAACUCCCAGAUCAACUAUGUCCCAGUGACAAAUGGACAAGGAAAUAUGGCAAGUCAACCGAAUUACGUAACCGUAUCUAAUGGGCAGGGAAAUACUGGGACACAAAUAAAUGUAGUACCGUCUGCUCAAGAAAAUACUCAAAUCAACUACGUGCCAGUGUCAAGUGGUCAAGAGAAUUCGGGAAGUCAACCAAACUACGUAACUGUAACAAGUGGACAGGGGAAUACAGGAAGCCAGCUUAAUUUAGUUCCGGUUACAAAUAGUCAGGGGAAUACACAAAACUAUGUGCCAGUGUCAAGUGAUCAAAGUAACGUGGUAACGCUAACGUCAGCGCCAUCGGAGACCAUGGUUUUGCCGGCAGAUACUCAAUCUGUGACGUUAUUGAGUUUUAAAGAUAAAGACGAAGAAAAACCAAAGAAAAAGCCGUCUAAGAAGAAGUCCAAAAAGAAGUAGUUCUUAUGUGAAAAUGUGCGGGUGAAGUUCUCGUAGCUUUUUUGUUUAUAAAGUUGACAUAAUAAGUUUAAAAAUUUAUGACAAGUAUACGUGUGAUAAUUCAUUUAUUUAUAAAACUUCAUGUAACGUUAUCUCUAAACUCUAAUCUAAUUUCUGUCGUGAUCAAAAUGGGAAUAAAUCCCCAAGGAGCAAACGUGGAACAUAAGUGAUUUUUGCGACAGCAUUAUUUAUGACGACUGGGUUUUGCACUUAAAACGAUGGGCUUUCCUUAGGGAUGUUGUUUUUUUUUAUUUUGACACAAUUUCUUUCAACACAUUUUGCAAGCAUUUUUACAUUGUAUAGGAAGGUUUGAAGUUUUGUCCAAAUUUUGAUUUGGUCAACAUUAACGAACAAACGAACCUCAGUUAACUACUUGGUAUUCGUCGUGUAAAAUAAUAAUUCUUGAAUUAGUAAUAUUCUCAUAUCUUAAUUGUAAGAUUAAUGACGCAGUGUAAUUAUUAAUGUUAUUUUAAUUGAUUCUAAUAGCCAACAUAAUAGUAAAUGCUUAAGUAUCUAUAAAAUUAAAUAUAUUAUCUAUUACGAAGAAUAAUAUUUUAAUGUUAAAACAUUACGACUGUGGACAUGCACGAAAUAAAAACCAAUAAAAUACAAAUUUGUGCCUUUACUUCCAAAGACAGGCUCUCUUAGAUCGCCGAUACGUAGGUAUAACGAAAUUCAUAAUAUAUUUUUUAAUAUAUCUCGAUCUUGUCGAGUCGAAAAAAAUACCUAUCAAUGAUAGUAAAGUGACGUGUCAUCAAUUCAAAUUCUCUUUAAUAAUGUGUAGCAUGUAAUAUGUUGUAGUUCUGUGAAAUAAAUGGAUU
Molecule: messenger RNA, 2978 nt
Organism: Pieris rapae (cabbage white)
Lineage: Eukaryota; Metazoa; Arthropoda; Insecta; Lepidoptera; Pieridae
Product: myosin-G heavy chain-like
Exons: 2
Coding region: 130-2118 (662 amino acids)
Source: RefSeq, a predicted model, not a curated record